Messenger RNA from Condylostylus longicornis, 999 nucleotides. RefSeq lists its product as uncharacterized. The record is from RefSeq and is a predicted model, not a curated record. Bases 1 to 999 code for a protein of 332 amino acids. NCBI's taxonomy places the organism in Eukaryota, Metazoa, Arthropoda, Insecta, Diptera, Dolichopodidae. The transcript is spliced from 5 exons.
AUGGAUUAUAUUGGUAGAAAUGCUGGCAAUUCACAGAAGAACCAAAUACCUGGAAGACUUUGUUUUAACAGCGGAAGAUACAAAUUCGUAAUUGCUUUCUGUUUGGUAGCUGUUGCUGCUGCACAAAUAUCAAAUGAAUAUUUACCACCAGUACAAGAACAUCAUGAAGUACAACAUUUUGCUGCACCAGCACCAGCACCAGUUCAUGUUGCUGAACCAGUUAAUGAAUAUUUACCACCCGUAAGCAAUCAUGUUGAUGUUGAACCAGCACAUUCAUUCUCACAAGAUGAAGGUUACCGUUACAAGACUGCCAGACGUCGCGUCUACAGAGCUCGUGCAUACAGAGCCAGACGUCCUGGUGCUGCAUCAUGUACUGGAGCUAAAUAUUCACGGCUUGGUUCAACACCACCACCAAUAGCACCGCCAGCAAAUCCACCACCAACUGAACCGCCACCAAAACUUCCACCUACAGCACCACCACCUUCAAUUGGUGGUAAAUAUUCAUUGGAAAGUUCUGAGACAUCGAAACUAUGUGCUGGUGCCGGUUCUGGAGCUAAAUAUUCACGGCUUGGAGCACCACCAUGUGAAAUACCACCGCUGAAACCACCACCACCGAUAGCUCCGCCACCAAAACCUCCACUAUGUCCACCACCGCCGCCGCUGCUAAAUCCACCACCGCUACUGAAUCCACCACCACCAAUUUAUAAAUUUGUUGCUGCACUUUGUUUAAUUGCCGUUGCUGCCGGUCAAUUAUCAAAUGAAUAUUUACCACCAAUACAAGAACAUCAUGUAUCAUAUCAACCAGCUCCGGCACCAGUUGUACAUUAUGAACAACCAGCACCAGUUGUACAACAUUAUGAACAACCAGCUGUAUCAUAUGAUACAGUUGAUGUAGAACCAGCACAUACAUUCUCACAAGAUGAUGGUUAUCGUUAUAAAACAGCAAAACGUCGUGUAUUCAGAAAUCGUCGUGUAUACAGAAACAGACGUCGUUAUUAA